CAGACUCCUCAAACUGGGACGCAGACUGGUCCUCUGCUGCUUUGCAUACUGAGACCGCAAAAGCUCCACCACGGGAGUGCACGGGCUCGCUUAGAGACGGCAGCAUGGACCCUGCAGGUUAUGGAGCUGCAGCCAUGAGGAGAGGAAGCUAUGACGAUGCAGCAUCCUCACUACGCCCUCACUUCAGGAACUUGGCUCAGAGACGGCGCUCUGCUCCAUCACUGGUCUUUGGGAAGACUUUGGGAAUGUCCUGGUCUCUCAGGGAGGAGACACCAUACCGGGUGUCUGUGGAGCAGAGUCCAUUUGUCCUGGGCCUUACCAGUGAGAACGGAGAGCUGCUGCUGGACGAGUGUGUCCAGAUUACGGAGGGCACGAAGACCAGGGAGAGGCAUCUGUUCCUCUUCAACGAUGCCAUCGUCUUGGCCAAACUAAAGUCGACCGCCAGCUACCGUCUGAAGCACAGAGUGAACCUCGAGGACAUCUGGCUCUACAGCUUCGAGGACGAGCCCGAGGACGACGACGGAGAUGCAGCCAUUGGGGAUUUUGACCUCAGACUGACUCUCGUCCUGGCCUGGGAUCUCACUUUUUGCUUAGUGUGUUUUCGCUCGCCUGAGGUGAAAGAACGCUGGUUUGAUACUCUUCACAGAAAAGUUACAGCUGCAAAAGCGAGGACAGGGUGUGCUUCUUCACCUCCAGACGUCCUGAUGAAGGUGCUGAGCGGCAGUAUCGCAACUAAAACUCUAACUGGAGGUGGGAUGGAGCAACUGAUUGAACGUCCAAUUGAGGGCGAUGCAAAUCUCUCUACCCAGUUAAAGCAGUUGAAUAAUCACGAGGAGCGGCUGACGCAGCCCACUGAGAACAAGUGGACCCUGGUGAGGAACAGGAUGAAGCUGAAGAAGGGAUCCAUCAACAAAGUGCACCGGGCAGAUGCAGACGCCAAGACUCAGCUGUUUGGACAGCCCCUCUGCAAGAUAUGCCCAGACGACUACACCCUUCCCAAACCCAUCACGGAGCUCCUGGUGCUGCUGAGGAAGCGGGCUCCCUCCACGGAGGGGGUGUUUCGGAAGCCCUGCAACAGCAGGAACAUGAAGGACAUCAGAGAGCAGCUCAACAGCGGCUUGGAGGUCAACCUGGAGGCUCAGCCAGUCGUCCUGCUCGUCGGACUCCUCAAAAGCUUUCUGAAGGAACUUCCUGGCAGCCUGCUGAGGUCUGAACUUUACGACAAGUGGAUGGCUGCUCUUGACAAUGAGGAGGCCCUGCAGAGAAUUCCAGAGGUCAAAAAGGUGGUUGAUGAUCUCCCGGUGUCCAACAAACUCCUCCUGCAGUACCUCGUCUGCAUCCUGCAUCACAUCCUCGAGAGCGCAGACAUCAACAAGAUGGAUGCUCAUAAUCUGGCCGUGUGCAUUGGCCCCACGCUGCUGCAGCUGGAUGACACACCGCUCGACGGGCAGAGGGAAAAGAUGCAGAAGGUCACCGAACUAACUCAGUUCCUUAUUGAGAACUAUGAGAUCCUUGGGGAGAACAUCCCCAGUUUGCUGGCUACUGAUGAAGACUCCCUGUCCUCGCUGCUUCACGACUCUGCAUAUGACAGCACUGACCCAGAUGGAGACGGGGAGGCGGGAGAGAAGAUGGGAUCCACGCGUGGAGACCGUGGCUCAUCUUCCUCAUAUUCCUCCCUCAGUCCCAGCAUAUCCGAUGUUGCCUUCCCCACCGAGUCAUCCUUCAACCGUCGCUGCUCCGAGCCCAUCAUCCUCCUCUCUGCUAAUCUCCAGAGCUUGUGCAACCACGCAAGGAGCCACGAAGACUGCUCCAUGGAAAAGAAAGACUUUGAUCAGCAGCCUCUGAGAAAGCCGAUCUCUGAUGAUUCCUUCUUGCGAGCUAAAUCGGUUCUGUCUUUUCAAAAGCUGAGCAGUAGCUCCAACAUGGAUCUACAGCCCUACAUGGGGAAGGACUGUUCGUGCUCUUCCCUGGAGAGCGCGGCCUCUAACCAGUCAGAGGGCUCAGUUUUCACCGGCUCCCCGACUGGGUCCCCGGUUUCCACCAGGAAAGAAAAUACCACCAGUCAGCCUACAAGUGCAAGAAAUGCUAAAGAGGACAUUGCUAGACCAAUUUCAAGUGAGAAAAAGCGGUCACAGUCCAUGAGAGUGGCCACUAAAGUCCUCAUGAGGACGAGGAGCUUAGGUGCCUUUAGCCGGAGCAGCAUGAAGAAAGACUCUCAGAAGGAGAACUCCUUCCCUUGUGAGACUCUCCAAGAAGACGGCAGUGAGGCAGAUUCAUCAACUGAGCUCCAGCAAAAACCACGGCCUCUGUCGGCAAUUGAAGUGUUUAAGCACGUGGACAGCAGGCUGCCCUGCAGGCCUCCACCGUACGAGCAGGCGGUGCUGAACACGACGCUCCCUCCAGUGUACCGCGCAAUGACUGUACAAGAUGCUGUGGAGCUGGAGAGGAGGUCCCGCCCUUCCUCCGUAAAUUAUGACUAUCCAGCUUCCCGAGACUUCACGUACAACCAGGACUGUCUUCCUCAAACAACCCCGGACAGCGUCGUUGAGCGGCGGCAGCCUUUCCGCCCGAGAGCCAUGUCUGAGUCUGUAUCCGCUGGCCAGCACGAGAUCGUGUCGCGGAGAUGCAGCCAACCUGUGUUCGAGGAGUUUUCCUACGCCAAGGAGUCUUAUGUCUGAUUGACUUUGUAACAGUUUUGUAAAAUGGAGUUUAAUUACACAAACAUUUCUCCAAAGCAGAAAAUACUUCACAGUUCAGUGUUACUGGGCCAGAGCUUCCAGCAUGGAUAUGUAGAUUUGGCUGAUUUUUCUCACUUACAGUAGUUUUUUAUUUCUUUUCGUGCCAGAGUGCUUGGCCCUAAUCUUUAGCUUUGCAUUGAUCGUAGGUUGUGUAGGUUGUGUACAGUAGGUUGUAUUAUCACUAUUUCACUUUGAAUGAAUGUCAGUCAUGUGCUGCCGGUGGGCGUGCACAUUCUCAGUAGUGCUAUUUAAAGUACGGAUAUUACAUUAUAUGUAGUGUAACUAAGAUAGAUAUUUAGUCUAUCACAAUGAAGCUAUAAACACAGUUCACUGUGGAUUAAAUAUGCUAUGAAUUUUUCAUGUAAGUUUCUAAGUUUUGUUGCCAUCGUUAUAUGUGCAGCUCAGCAUAUUGGGCACAUUUCUGUUGUUUUUUUUU
Messenger RNA from Cololabis saira (Pacific saury), 3174 nucleotides. It is a transcript of the gene tagapb, whose product is annotated as T cell activation RhoGTPase activating protein b. Gene Ontology annotation, molecular function: GTPase activator activity. Bases 105 to 2678 code for a protein of 857 amino acids. Lineage: Eukaryota; Metazoa; Chordata; Actinopteri; Beloniformes; Belonidae. The transcript is spliced from 14 exons. The record is from RefSeq and is a predicted model, not a curated record. Gene Ontology annotation, biological process: signal transduction; regulation of Rho protein signal transduction.